CUCUGCACUCACAGUUCCUAUAGAGUGAGCACAGCCCCUUCCCAGUCCCGGGAGGCCGCCGCGCCAGCCACAGAUCCACACAGGCCGGCUCUGGACCUGAAACCAAGCAGCCUCCGGGAAGGAGAGGCAGGGGUCCUGUCGCCCGGUCCAAAGGCUCAGCACUCUCUUCUGGCUCUGAGGUUUUGAGAAAGGAAGAGUGGUACAGCUUCUGAAGCAAUAGCUGGUUUGGGUCCUGCCUGAGUUGAGGAGUAUCCAUAUCAUCAUACGAGAAUCACGUCUCUUACCAACGUCCAUCAAACUUCUGGAAGAGUGAAACUCCGGGCAACUCUUGGAGGUCAAACAUUGUCUGAAUCUCACCUCAUCGCUUCUCCUCCUACCUCCGAAGACCAUGACCUUGGGGAUCUUCAGAAGGGGCCUUUUGAUGCUGUUGGUGGCCUUGGGCCUAACCAGGGGAGACUUGGUGAAGCCCUCCAAGCUGGUAAACUGCACUUGUGAGAACCCACACUGCAAGAAGCCGAUCUGCCAGGGGGCAUGGUGCACAGUGGUGCUGGUCCGAGAGCAGGGCGGGCACCCCCAGGUCUAUCGGGGCUGCGGGAGCCUGAACCAGGAGCUCUGCUUAGGACGUCCCACAGAGUUUGUCAACCAUCACUGCUGCUAUAGAUCCUUCUGCAACCACAACGUGUCCCUGAUGCUGGAGGCCACUCAAAUUCCUUCGGAGGAGCCAGAAGUAGAUGCCCAUCUGCCUCUGAUUCUGGGUCCUGUGCUGGCCUUGCUGGUCCUGGUGGCCCUGGGCGCUCUGGGCUUGUGGCGUGUCCGGCGAAGGCAGGAGAAGCAGCGGGGUCUGCACAGUGACCUGGGCGAGUCCAGUCUCAUCCUGAAGGCGUCUGAACAGGGAGACAGCAUGUUGGGGGACUUCCUGGACAGCGACUGUACGACAGGCAGCGGAUCCGGGCUCCCCUUCUUGGUGCAGAGGACAGUAGCACGGCAGGUUGCUUUGGUGGAGUGUGUGGGAAAGGGCCGAUAUGGCGAGGUGUGGCGCGGCUCGUGGCACGGCGAGAGUGUGGCGGUCAAGAUUUUCUCCUCACGAGAUGAGCAGUCCUGGUUCCGGGAGACGGAGAUCUACAACACAGUUCUGCUUCGACACGACAACAUCUUAGGCUUCAUCGCCUCCGACAUGACCUCGCGGAACUCGAGCACGCAGCUGUGGCUCAUCACCCACUACCACGAACACGGCUCCCUCUAUGACUUUCUGCAGAGGCAGACGCUGGAACCCCAGCUGGCCCUGAGGCUAGCUGUGUCCGCGGCCUGCGGCCUGGCGCACCUACACGUAGAGAUCUUUGGCACUCAAGGCAAACCAGCCAUCGCCCAUCGUGACCUCAAGAGCCGCAACGUGCUGGUCAAGAGCAACUUACAAUGCUGCAUCGCAGACCUGGGAUUGGCAGUGAUGCACUCACAAAGCAGCGAUUACCUGGACAUCGGCAACAACCCCCGAGUGGGUACCAAGAGAUACAUGGCACCCGAGGUUCUGGAUGAGCAGAUCCGCACAGACUGCUUUGAGUCGUACAAGUGGACAGACAUCUGGGCCUUCGGGUUAGUGCUAUGGGAGAUCGCCCGGCGAACUAUUAUUAAUGGCAUUGUGGAGGAUUACAGGCCGCCCUUCUAUGACAUGGUACCCAAUGACCCCAGUUUUGAGGACAUGAAAAAGGUGGUGUGCAUUGACCAGCAGACCCCCAUCAUCCCUAACAGGCUGGCUGCAGAUCCGGUCCUCUCCGGGCUGGCCCAGAUGAUGCGAGAGUGCUGGUACCCCAACCCCUCCGCUCGCCUCACUGCACUGCGCAUAAAGAAGACAUUACAGAAGCUCAGCCACAAUCCAGAGAAACCCAAAGUGAUUCACUAGCCCAGGGUCACCGGACUUUCUCCGCCUAAAGUAUGUGCUGGGGCAGAAGACAUAGCCUGUCUGGGUAGAGACAGUGUGAGCAUGCACUCUGCCCUGUGUGUGCCUGCUCAGCUUGGCCCUAAGCCCAUCCAGCCAAAAAUACAGCUGGGCUGAAAUUCUAUCUGCCUCUGUGCUGUCUGGCCUGCUCAAAGUGGCCGGCUCUCUGACGCCUGGCUGGGUUCCCCAUCCCCAAGGCCAGCAGGGUACACCCCCUACCACUCUCAGGGCAGGGUGGCCAAGUCAGGGAAUCCCGGGCCCGGAUCCUGGGCUUUCACUCUCCCUUACCCUUGGUCAACCUUUCUGCUCCAUCAGAGUGGCCAGGAUGGCACAGGGCCCUGUCCAGUUUCAGCAGACAUUCCACCUGCUGGAGCUCAGCCAGAGAGAUAUUCAGCCGCCUCGGUGUCUCUCUGUGGGUGUUUAUUGCUUCUAUGAUGCCUUUCAGUCGUCCUGACUAGACCCCCUAGCUAGUGAAUGCUAGUUUCUUGGGAGAGGCGGUACCUGACCCUUUUACCCUCUCAGAUGGCUCAUAAGGGCAUGAAAACCCAAAGGUCCUCUGAGGAGAGGGUCAAACAUGGUGGAAGUGACCAACCCAGUGUUACUCCAUUCGAAAGGAGAGGACUUCACCGUCUUACCAUCUCAGGUUUUGUCCCGAUGUCCUUUGAGAUGUCUCAGACCCCGAUUUUCUUUGAAGCUCAGGCUGUGUAAAAGCUGAGUCUUGUCUCCUACACCCCAUGACCCCUUGAGUCAAGCUGGGGUUUGUAAAUAACCAUCAGGGUCCAGGAUGACCUGAGGUGCCCCCGGGCUAAUUUCCAGGCUCCAGCUCUUGCCUUAAGCUAUGCUAGUGGCCACCCUGGGACCUGGGCAGCACAGGAACUUCUGACUCUCUCCGUGGCUUGGCCUUCUGCCCAGGGCUCAGGGGUGGCUUCCUUUGGGGUCUCCAAGACUGAAAGAAAUUUGGCCCCUAUCAAGAAGCCUCCAGCAACCAGGUUCUGCUCCCUCCUGGCUGUGACUCUGGCCAAAGCCCACACAUACCCUGGGCCAGGCCCCAGAAAGUGCACCUUGGGAGAACGUGGCCUAGAGAAACACCAAGAGUCUGGCAUUAAAAGAUGUGAAGGGUACACCCACAUCCUGAACAAGUGAAACUGAAGCCAGGGUUGAUGGACUGAAGAGAAGUGGACUGCAGGCAAGGCUUGAGGAGGGUAAAGUAUGGCUCAGGCAAGAGACGAGAUCAGCCUCCAUCUUGGGAAGACCCAGCCUAGAAACUAUUGGCCAUUGAAGGGGAGUAACGGCGCUCCCUCAUCCCGUUCCACACACGCGCUGACUCCUUGAGUUCCUCUGGUGUGACCACUCAGCUCUCCAUCUCUGUUCCCUCUCUCAAGCCUGUCUUUCAGCAGUGUGAAAGGACCGAGGAGAACCAGGAAGUGAAAACGAAAUGAAAACAGAAAGUAGACUGGCCUUUCCCAGACCAGUGGGGCAAAGUCUGAAGGUUCUCCGGUCACUGGAGCCGGGGAAUCGCUUUCCUGCCUGAAGGAGUUUAUUUCUACUGAACUUGGGAACAAAUUCAUACUCAGACUCCACAGCCAGAAACAGAAGACAGUAGCUAGCUCCUCCAAGGCCAGGAAAUCCUAAAUGGGGGGCCGGGGGUAGGGUUGAACGACUGGAGACCUGGCAAGGAGAGUGGUCCUCUAGGGACAACUAUCUCCAAAUGCUUCAGAGUGCAGGUGUGCAAGUGGAACCACACAGUUUAUGGGAGCACUUAGUCUGUGACAGGCACGUAGUAGGUCCUCAAUAAACCAUGUUUGACCCCCUGA
Molecule: messenger RNA, 3747 nt
Organism: Arvicanthis niloticus (Nile rat)
Lineage: Eukaryota; Metazoa; Chordata; Mammalia; Rodentia; Muridae
Gene: Acvrl1
Product: activin A receptor like type 1
Biological process (GO): angiogenesis; heart development; protein phosphorylation
Cellular component (GO): BMP receptor complex; plasma membrane
Molecular function (GO): transmembrane receptor protein serine/threonine kinase activity; ATP binding
Source: RefSeq, a predicted model, not a curated record